AGUGAUUACUCGACAUCGGGUACCCCCACAUGCUGUUUUCUCUGGCUCGUUUCGUGUUAUUGUUUGGCUGCACGCAGCUUCUCUGUGCUCUGGUAGACGCGAAGCACAUCCCACGCGCGUUAGAUGAUCUUGAAGGCACUGGUUUCGGUGGUUUCAGCAGACAAGCGAGUCGCACAAAGCGGGCACUCGACAGUAUAGAAGGUGCCGGAUUUGGCUUUAGCAAAAAGAAGAGAGCGCUGGAUGAUCUCGAAGGUGCAGGAUUCGGAUUCGAUAAAAGGGUGAGGGCUUUGGAUUUGAAAAACGAUACUACCCACGUGUCACAAAGGUCCACCCAUAUUUCACUUUCUCAAAAGGUAAACUUCUGCUGCAAGGACAUUCAAAACAACUUUAACGCAGUCAUACAUAUCUUCGCAUCGACUAGUGUUCACUAUGGAGCUCGCCGUUGACAAGACCCUGGAUAACUAACGUGUCCACACAGAACCAUUGGCCAUGCAUAAAUAGUGUUAUUAUCGUUAUUGUGUUGGUUUAAGAAAAAUUAAGCGAAAAAACAACGGCGAUUUAUGUAAUCGCUAUUUAAAAUCUGUAUAGUCGACGAUUGUCAGUGAUGUCUUAUGUUCCGUGAAUAAAAAAAAUUUAAUGA
Cylicocyclus nassatus is the source of this 640-nucleotide messenger RNA. Lineage: Eukaryota; Metazoa; Nematoda; Chromadorea; Rhabditida; Strongylidae. The record is from the annotation of a GenBank genome assembly.